Homalodisca vitripennis (glassy-winged sharpshooter) is the source of this 1622-nucleotide messenger RNA. Its product is annotated as rab GTPase-binding effector protein 1-like. Gene Ontology annotation, biological process: endocytosis. Gene Ontology annotation, molecular function: metal ion binding; growth factor activity; GTPase activator activity. Gene Ontology annotation, cellular component: intracellular membrane-bounded organelle. NCBI's taxonomy places the organism in Eukaryota, Metazoa, Arthropoda, Insecta, Hemiptera, Cicadellidae. The record is from RefSeq and is a predicted model, not a curated record.
AUGUGUUCCUCAAACUGCAACAGCUGACGGACCGCGCCGCGCAGCACGAGACGGAAAAACAGCAGAUGCGCGAGGAGUUUGGACUUCAGAGAGCCAAAAUGAAGGAACUUUAUCUCCAGAAAGAGGAGGAGAUAAAGCGUGGUUCGUCGGAGCAGACAAGGCUCACCGGUGAGUUGAAACGCUUGCAGAGCGAGUUGGACGAGGCUCGAGUACAAGCAACACUCGCUAGACUCGACUUGGAGGAGGAGAAACGCAAGUUCCAGGAUGAGGUGGCCUCGCUGCAGCAACUCGUCACAGAGACAGUAGAGGAAUCAAGUCGCUACGAGUCGGAGUUGAAGGAUCUCCGGAGGACCAACGAGCGGUUGGAGGCCGAAGUGACGGAGUUGCGAGGGCAGUCGCAUGAGGCUCCACUGCUAGCAGCUCCCGGUGCCAUGAUCUCCACUCUGGCUCGCCGUGUAGCCAGCCAGCUGGGGGCGGACUCUGCAGCCCCCGCCCCCCCACCGGCCCCUGUCAUUGCCACCGCCGACAACCUCGAGGAGAGCAUGAGGAAGGUAAACAAAUAUGCUAAAGAAGAUGCUGAGGUUCUCCGAUCGUUGGUAAUUCCAUUGGAAGAAGAAAUUAAUGCUCUUAAGGAAAAAUUACGAGCUAAUGAUCUGCUUCUUCGAAAAUACCAGGAGGAAGGAUCCCAUGCUGAGUCUCUUGACACAACUAGCAGCAUCUUGGAGUCUCCUGCUGUGGACACAGCAAGUAUCUCUGGUCAAGAAAAUAUAAAAGGAAACAAUUUAACGUCUAGUCUGUCCAAAGUUCCUAGUUCACCUCUGCGAAACUCAGUGGAGGGAAAACUGUUCGACACGUCACCUGAGUCAGGCAAGGCUACUGAGUGUGAUAUGUGCCUCAACUACGAGACACAGCUGGUGAAUGAGCAAAAGCGAGUGGCCGAGCUAACCAAGCAGCUGGGGCUGUUAGAGCGUUGCCGUGACGAUCUCCAGAAGGAGAUGGCCAACCGGAAGGACAUGGAACAGAAGUGGAACGAGAACAAGGAGGAACACAAGGCGCAGGUGAGCGAGCUGCUGCAGAGGGUGACAAGCAGUGAGGCUGCUCUGAAGGAGUUGAGAGCCAACUUCGGUCAGAUGACCACCUCCCUGACCCGAGAACUGGACAGGCUGCGAGCGCAGAGAGAGCAGUCACAGAGGGAUCUGGACAGCAUACAACUUGAAAAUGAGAAACUGGUCGGACGCUACAACGCUCACUCUCAGGAACUUCAGGAUGCGUUCAUCGAUUUGCCUGAUAAAGUAGAGGAGCUACAGGAGAUGGUACUGAAGUGUAGAGAAGAUCUUAUCGCAGCAAGGGUGGGCCAGGAGAGAGCUGAAGCAGUGGCAGCCACCCAGAGAGAGGAAGCCCAGCUGUAUCUCAGCCAGAGUGAGGCGGAGCAGCAGCAAAGACAGCAGCUAGAGAACAGUCUGGCGGCUGAGAUCAAUGUUCUCAAAACACAACUAAAUAAAGAAGAGAUGCUACGUAAGGAAAAGCAGAAGAGGAUUCAGAUCAUGGAGCAAGCAGAAGUGAACAUGCGAUCAGAGAUGGAUGACCUCAGAUCGCAGCUAGAUAACGUCAAACAUGCCAGA